UUCCUUAGCUGUCGACCUGAGCAUCGAUUGCCGAACUCCGCCUAGUGCUGAUGCAACCCACACAUUGACAGUUUCAUCCGGCGUCGACACGUUGUGGACCAUUCAAGCUCUGCACCAUGGGAGAGCAGCUCAGCCCAGAUGAGAAGUUUGAGCUCAUCACCAGGAACCUGCAGGAGGUGCUCGGCGAGGACAAGUUGAAGCAGGUCCUGCAGGAGCGAGAGCUGAAGGUGUACUGGGGCACGGCGACCACAGGCAAACCCCACGUGGCGUACUUCGUCCCCAUGUCCAAGAUCGCCGACUUCCUCAAGGCCGGCUGUGAGGUGACCAUCUUGUUCGCCGACCUGCACGCCUACCUGGACAACAUGAAGGCGCCGUGGGAGCUGCUGGCGCUGCGGACGCAGUACUACGAGCAGGUCAUCAAGGCCAUGCUGGAGAGCAUCGGAGUCCCGCUCGACAAGCUCAAGUUCGUCAAGGGAACCGACUUCCAGCUCAGCAGGGAGUACACUCUGGACGUGUACCGUCUCUCCUCCAUGGUCACGGAGCACGAUGCCAAGAAGGCCGGAGCCGAGGUGGUCAAGCAGGUGGAGCACCCGCUACUGAGUGGCCUCUUGUACCCAGGACUGCAGGCCCUUGAUGAGGAGUACCUGAAGGUGGACGCUCAGUUUGGCGGAGUCGAUCAGAGGAAGAUCUUCUGUCUGGCAGAGAAGUACCUGCCGUCGCUGGGCUACACCAAGCGCGUCCACAUGAUGAACCCCAUGGUGCCGGGCCUCACCGGGGCCAAGAUGAGCUCCUCCGAAGAGGAGUCCAAGAUUGACCUGCUGGACAGGAAGGAGGAGGUGAAGAAGAAGCUGAAGAAGGCGUUCUGUGAGCCGGGCAACAUCGAGAACAACGGCGUCCUGUCCUUCGUCAAGCACGUGGUGUUCCCCCUCCACUCAGAGUUCGUCAUCAAGAGGGACCCCAAGUGGGGCGGAGACCAGGUGUACACCGAGUUUGAGGAGGUGCAGAAGGACUUCGCUGCCGAGACAAUCCACCCCGGUGACCUGAAGGCGUCGGUGGAGGCGGCGCUGAACAAGCUGCUGGACCCGAUCAGGAAGAAGUUUGAGUCUCCUGAGCUCCGCAAACUCUCCAGCACAGCCUACCCAGCGCCCUCUAAACACAAAGCUAAAGGCGGUAAAGGAGGCGGAGGAGGAGGAGGAGGAGGAGGAGGAGCGGCAGGGGAGGAAGACGAGGUCAUUCCCUCCAAACUGGACAUCAGAGUGGGCCGAAUUAUCAGUGUGGAGAAGCACCCUGACGCAGACUCGCUGUACCUGGAGAAGAUUGACGUGGGGGAGGCGGAGCCAAGGACAGUUGUAAGCGGCCUGGUGGCCUACAUUUCCCAGGAGGCCUUGCAGGAUCGACUGGUUGUGUUGCUAUGCAACCUGAAGCCCCAGAAGAUGAGGGGGAUUGAGUCUCAGGCCAUGCUGCUCUGUGCCUCUGUUGAGGGCGAGCCCAGGAGGGUGGAGCCUCUUGACCCCCCCGAGGGGUCGUCUCCAGGGGAACGGGUGUUUGUGGAGGGCUACGAGUCAGGCGCACCUGAGGACGAGUUGAAACCCAAGAAGAAGAUGUUCGAGAAAAUACAGGUGGACCUGAAGAUCUCAGGUACUUGCGUGGCUCAGUGGAAAGAAAAGGACCUGAUGACCAAACUGGGACAGAUCACCUGCAGAACCCUCAAGGGUGGAAACAUCAGCUAGACACACACACACACACACACACACACACACACACACACACACACA
Clupea harengus (Atlantic herring) is the source of this 1775-nucleotide messenger RNA. RefSeq names its product tyrosyl-tRNA synthetase 1 (gene yars1). Lineage: Eukaryota; Metazoa; Chordata; Actinopteri; Clupeiformes; Clupeidae. The transcript is spliced from 14 exons. Gene Ontology annotation, biological process: tyrosyl-tRNA aminoacylation. Bases 117 to 1730 code for a protein of 537 amino acids. The record is from RefSeq and is a predicted model, not a curated record. Gene Ontology annotation, molecular function: tyrosine-tRNA ligase activity; ATP binding; tRNA binding.